This is a messenger RNA of Porites lobata, 10375 nucleotides long. Lineage: Eukaryota; Metazoa; Cnidaria; Anthozoa; Scleractinia; Poritidae. The record is from the annotation of a GenBank genome assembly.
AUAAAGUCAUAAAGUCAUAAUGGCGACAUUGGAGAUCCGCCUGAAGAGAGUAAACAAGAUUUAUUAUGAGGGUGUAAGUAUCCGCUACAUACAACUGUUGGUAAAGUGUAGGAUAGUUUGCAACAUUCUUUAGUGUCCUCAGGAUUUUUGUAAUAACAAUAUUUAUAAUUCAGUUUACGCACUCACACAAUGUGAGUGUAUACAUUGACCCUCUGUUUACUUAAGUACAACUACAAUUUAUCUCUCUCCUGUUUAGUAUUGAAAGUUGGUCGAUGUGAAGAGGUUCUACUGAGAAAGUAUAAUUUAACCGAUCACUGAUGAAGUUUGUUUACGUACUUAGCGUUUUUAUUGUGUAGUAUAAUUUUAAUUUAAUGACAAGUCUAGUCUGAAAACCACCUAUGGGUCCGGUGAUGGCGACUUCCUGUAUAAAGAUUUUAAUUGCUAUUAUUAUUAUUAUUAUUUAGGAUAUUGUUAAAGGUGUGAUAGUUGUUCAGAGUCGUGGAGAGCUCACACACAAUGGAAUCACCCUUACCAUGGAAGGAGCAGUAAAUCUACAGCUCAGUGCUAAAAGUGUUGGAGUCUUUGAAGCAUUUUACAACUCACUCAAGCCAAUCCAGCUUGUUAACUACUCUUUGGAGAUAGCUAAACCAGGCAAAUUAUACCAUUCACGCUAACUUGUUUUAGCUUUUUACAGUAAAAUUUUUACUAACCCUAAUGCUUAGUGGCCCAUCACUCAACUUCUUUAAGCUCUAAGUAGACUGUUCACCGUCCCCCAUUUUUUCAUAAUAUCGUCGGGAUCGAGUGUUUACCAGUUCAGGUGGGCAGCGGCCAUCAUAUAUAAAAAGAGUACUGAGGGGGCUGUCAGGGUUUAUAUUGGUGGUGGGACAGAGGCAAGCAAAAAUAGAGGUACUGUCCUAACAUCACUGCAGCUUGCAUUCAUGGAGUGUGUUGUUGCAGCAAUGCAGGCACUUGAUUGGUUAUAGCGAAGCUCCAUAAAAAUAAUGUGUAACUAGGAAGUUUGAUGUUUUAGUCACACAAAACAGUGUUGUAGUUGUGAAAACAACCGCAAGGGAAAGGCAAAAAAGCAUGCUGUGUGCAAAUUUGCUUUUUGCUAAAAUAUAAAUUAGAAGAAAAAGUGUGCUGCACGUGCAAUUUGUUUUUUUGCUAAUUAGAUCUAUUAGUCUUGAAGCCAUUUUCAUUGUCAUCUCCUUUUAGCAUUACACGAAUUAAUUGUUUUGUUUAUAAGUAUUAUUAACCAGAGCUUUGCUUUUAGAUCUGGCUAAAUUUAUAUAUUAUAGAUGUUGAUUUGCAUUGACAAUGGUUAGCUUAAAGUUGCCAACACUGCGAAGUCGUUGACAAGUCGUCGUUUCUUUAAAACAUUUUCACAAUAACUGUAUGUCUAACUUUGACUUUUGUGUUAUUUAAAUCUUCAUCAUUUUGGAGAGGGAAUUAAUUUAUUUCCAAUUGGUGUCCAGGGUUGUCACCCAUUUGCUUAGUAUCAGCCAGCUACACUGCUUGGCAGUUCUUUCCUCUUACUUUGACAACUCAGCCUUCUACUUCAAAACUUUCUGACAACCCUGGGUGUGUAGUUGGGCACUGACUCUACUUGACAUUUCAUGGAGAAGAGAUGACAUAAACCGUUUGCUAGCAAGUCAAUUUUUUUCAAUCUGGGGAUUUUCUAUUACUCUUCAUUGGUGAUGAAGCGAGUAUUCUUGCCGUUUAUACUGGGAAAUGUUUCAAGUGUGCAUGUUUGCGGAUUUUAUUUGGGAAAAUGUCCUUGUAACUGUAUUGUAAUCACUGUUUCGAAAGGAGAUAUUAAUUUUGUAAACAUGAGAAAUCGAAGCUAAAUGUAUCUGGCAUGUUUUUCAUCGUAAGCAGAAGUUUGUUGAUUAAGGAAUGGUAAAAGACGUGAAAUUCCUGUCACACUCCCCUGAACAUGAACUACAGUGAUGUGAGAACAGUCCCUCUAUUAUUUUUGCUUCCCCCCCAAAUAGAUUUGGCACCCAUCCAAUAUAAUUGCUCAUAAGCGCAAAGUCUUCGAUCUUGAUGAUCUUACAGAAAAGUAGGGGACUGUGCACAGUGUAUGUUCUACGACCAGACCUUUGGAAAACUGUUUAAGUCUCUCAACUACAGCUGUAUAAGGAUUUAGUAUGUAAACACUCAGUGCUCUUGGUGAUUCAAUCAAUUUGAUUGGUUUGGUAUCUCGGACUAUGACAUUAAGUGGUGAAUAUAAAGCAAAUCAAAAUUGCUGUCGUAAACUGGGUGUUUUGCCAAAGUUUCAGAGUAACAACCUUUUUUAAAAUACCAGAGUAUCCUAGUGUUGAUGAUUCUGAAGGUAAGAAAAUAGUUCAUGGUGUUUGAACAGCGUGAUUUAUUGUGGAGUGAUUUGCUGUAGCUGACUUAUUAUAUCCUUGAAGCAAUGGUUACCACUACAGACCAAAAUCAACCCCAGCAACAUCAACAAGAGCAGUGGAAUUGAGAUUCCUGAAGCAUGGAUGCCUACUAUCAGCUAACACAAUACUACUGCAGAAAAUGCAAAGGGUUUCCAUCUUUCUAACUGGCUGUAAUCUCUAUGAUAUGAUAUAAAAUUUCAUAGACUUAUUGUAUUUUUAAUAAAGUAGUAUGUUUUACUGGGAUAUUUUGUGCAUAUAUUUUCCCUGUGAUUAUUUUUUUUUCAAGAGGGCCACAAGUUAGAAAAGUGUAAAAAGUUAUGACAUCUCCCUCUUUAAAAAAAGUUGUAUUGUUUCGUAUAUCUCACGGUAUUAGGGCUGUGCUGUGUUGUGUUGUAUAUUUGUAUUGUUGUAGAACAUGUGUGUGCGGUACCCUCUUGGGAAGCCAUACAUUUUAUUAAUAAGCUUCUAAAGUGCUAUUUGAUGUAGAUUGAAAUGACUGUAAUGUUUACACCUAAUGGCAAGACUGAAUUGCCUUUUGAGAUUCCACUGAAACCAAAGGGAAGCAAGCCACUAUAUGAGACGUACCAUGGAGUGUUUGUCAACAUUCAGGUAAUCCAGCCCGUAAAUAGUAGUUAAAGUAAUGAUCACGUAGCUCAGUUACAGAAGGUGUUCUCCUUUCCACCACCUAUACUUUCCUUAUAUUUUACUGGUUGCAGCUGUUUGUUUUGUAACCUCCUAUAGGGAGAAAAAGAGGUUGUUGAAAAAUUCUCAGGGAGUGUGUAAUGGGAUGAGAGGGGAUCAUGGGUCACGCGUUGACAGUCCUUUUUCAGUUCUCGUAGGAGGUUUUCUUAAUUUUGUACACUGUGUUUUCUAUCUCUAAUAAUUAUUUUUGUGGGUUUUCAUGGUACUAUGUUUAAGUAUCAUCUCAGGGCUGAGAUGAAGAGGCCAUUGCUAAACAAGGAUCUUCAGAGCCAAGCUGAAUUUAUUGUAGAGAAUAAGGUGAAACUUUACUAUGUACUAGUUUUACUAUUGACUUUGGUUUUGUUUUUGCAGCUUAACAUUGUUGAGCUCUAAAAAUAAGGUUUAUUAGUAUUGUUGUUGUUAUUACUACUUUAUUAUUAUUAUUAUUAUUUACUUAUUAUUCAUUUAGCUCUGAGUUCUGGCUGUUCAUAUGCCAACAAACAUUCCAUGAGGAUGCUAGUACUCAGAAAGCAACAACCUGGCCAUUCGUCGAGUAGCAUAGUUCUCUGUAACAAUGCAAUUCUAAUCAGUUUUAUCAAUAUCUUAAUCACCAGUCUUACACUCCAUUGUCUAAUUUUCUUCACUUUCAAGAGUCCCUAUGACAACUUGUACUAAGUACAUUGUAUGUCCACUCUUGUCUCUAGAUCCUGAUAUUUUUCAAUUUUUUUUUUCAAAAUUCUUUGUUAUGUAUCCUCUUAUCUCCAGGUUAAAGCAAUGUGUACAAAUACAAUUUUUUUUACUAGGUCUUGCUCCAUCUAUGUGACAUGAGAAACACAUGAAUAUAUUUCUCUAACUUUGCUCUUAUAAUUUGCCAUAGGCUGCAACUAAGAAAGAGGCAUUAAAGGCAGUUGAAUUUUCCAUUACACCAGAAUCUCUUGAAAAUGUGAAAGAGGUAAGUUGACCUAGAUUUCCAAGGCAUACAUACCCCAUUUCUGUCUAGAUUUCCAUGAAGGUUUUAAAACACCCUAAAUUUUCUUUAAAAUAUAGUAAUCACAAUGCAAUAUUCAUAAAUAUUCAAAACUAAUAGAAAGGCCCCAAGUACUGCCUGAUAGAACAUCAGACUUUCCUUUUCAUGUGCCUUGUGUUUCCUUGUGAAACAAAAGGAAAAUUAAACAUAGAUCAAGAGUCAUUGUAAUUAAGACCUCAAUAGACACACCCUUUCAAUAUAUAUAUAUAUAUAUAUAUUUUUAUAUAAUUUUACCUGGAACAUAAGACAACACAUAUGUAAAACUCACUUUGAUAAGAUUUAUUUUGUCAGAUCAUUAAAUUAAUAUGUUAACUUGCCAUUUUAAUAAUUUACAAACUUGAGACUUUGAUAUCAUAAACAGGUUUUGAAUUUUUUGCCUUACAAAAUGUGCCUCGAAGUGGUGGUGGAAGAAGGGUUUGGCUUUUCUGUUAACCAAGGAACAGGGACUAGUUUCAGCUGACAUUUCCAGUGGGUGCAUUGGCACUGGAACUUGGUCUGGUCGUGUGCACCAGUCAAAUGUGGCAGGGGUUUUAAAAGCCCUUUGCCCAAUAAUAGCAUUUUUAUCAUAAUUUCCAACUCUUUCUCUACUUUUGGAAGAAAUAUUGGCAACUACACUGUGUAAGAGCAUUUGCUUACCUUAAAAAUACAUAGCCUACAUUUAUGCAAAUGUUCACAUCCAAGUUGUGAUAAACUCAGUGUCAUUUUGCUCUGCUCUGCCUUCAAUGUUAGUUAUUAUUCAUUCAAAUAUUUCCUCGAUUCUGAUUGGCUAAAAGCACACACAUAAUUUAUUAUAACCAGUUACUGAUGACCAACUUUGGAAAAAUUUUGCGAUUAAUCGACCGAUGAUGUCAAAAUUGAAGCUUCCUUGCAAGUUAUAGCGCCGUUAACCAAGAAGACCUGGGGACAAGGUUGAGUUGUUUUGGUUGUAAAAACAAAAAUGGCGGACAUUUAACUCGUUUCAAGAGUAAGAACUAGGCGAAAUAAUAGCUAAAAACAUGGCAAGAACAGCAAGAAGACAACUCGAAGGGUGACAUCUGCUAUUUGGAGAAUAUUUGCGGAGCUGAGCAACCCUAGACGUGCACUAUCAAAGAUGAACUUAUAACAGCGAUGGAGGUAUAGCAUGUUUAAGCUAUGUUUUUAAACUAGAAAAUUUAAUUAUUUUGAAUGAAUAAUAAAACAAUUAUUGAAUCAUGUAUCAUAUGAAUUAUUGAAUCGUAUCAUAUGAAGAAUUAUGGAGAUCUUGGAGGGUUUUAUCCGCCUCAGCCUAUGGCCUUGACGGAUAACACCCUCCUCGUUCUCCAUAAUUCUUCAUAAGAUACUCAGCCUCAUUCAUUGAUCGUUAAGUAAUCUCUCUCCUCCACAGAGGCUCUCACUGGGUAUUCAAUUAAAGGUAUUAAGUAAACAAUAGUAGGUGCUCUAGCAAAAAGGCCUCUGUGGAGGAGGGAAUUAAGUACUGUUGUAAAACUCGUUGAUUUUGCAGAGAGCAAAGAUUCCGAAGUUCUUAGUGAAAGGCAGUCUGGACUGUGCUCAGUGCAGCAUUACUAAACCCUUCACAGGAGAGGUAACACUCACACUUGUACAUAAUUUUCUGAAAUUUUAGUCAAACCAAUAAUACAAAAACACUGUGAGUGCAGUGAGCUGAGUGGAGAACAGGGAAGGGGUACACCUCUUACUUUGUACUUACCCUGUUAUUUGCCUUUUUUCCCAAAUAACAAACCUGGCCAUGAUAGACCAAUAGCUAUUGUACAAUAAGCCUUCAGCACUGUCAAAGAGUGGUUUUAUUGCAAACUGACAUUUAAAUGGGUAGUCAAAUAUGUAUUGAAAAAUUAGGCUAUAUCAUACCAGUCUCAAAUAGAAUGUCUUAGAUGGUUGUCAUAACGAUCAUUAAUAGCUGUGUCUACUUAUUCUUACAGUUGAUCUAGCGAUCAUGAUAUUAUCAUUUCAUAAUGAUUUAUUACUUGACAUCUGCUGCAGCUGGAAGUUGUACACUCAGACAAACCAAUCAAGUCCAUUGAGCUGCAGCUUGUGAGAGUUGAAACCUGUGGUGAGUAAGUGAUAUUAUUUGAAGCAAACAAACAAUCCUUAGAACAACAACUGUGCACAUAGCCAAAUAAAUGAAGGCAUUGCUAUAUAGUGUGUGGGCCUUUAGUAAAAAACUGUUUAAAACUACAGUAUGCAUUUACUGAAAGGUUACUAAGUUCAAAAUGGCUAAAUUAGAAUUUCAUGAUGUAUUUUGAAAACAAGCCAAUUUUUUCUGAAAGUAUAUUUAUUGUGUGUCUUCAGUUGGUUUAUUUUUUUCUAAAAUACUGACACUGAUUUUUGACAAGUUUAUCAUUUGUUCCUAUUAUUUUGGGACAUAUAACAACAACAACUAUAACAAAAAACAAAAAACAAAGAAAAACACAAAAACUGUCUCACAUGUACACUAGUCAUCUUCUCUGUGAUCUCUUUUUAGGUUGUGCUGAAGGAUAUUCAAAGGAUGGUUAGUUAACUCUCAUGGCAAAAUGUUUACCCUGUUGGAAAGAAAUAAUAAUAAUAUUGUCUAGCUACGACUGGAUACUUUGUAGAGCUCAAUAGAAGUAUUACCUAAAAACAACUUGCACAAUGCUGUGCCUCUAUUUUCCCUGGUUUGAAUUUUUGUGCCUAAAUUUGUUUCAAACUCAUCAUGGAUCACCAUACCAAGAACAAAGGAAAAUAACAUUUGAACCAAGGAUUAAAUUUUAAGAAAAUGACUUAAGUGCUAUGAAACUCAGAUUUUUGCAUCAAAGGAUCUCAUUUAUGUCCCUUCGUACAUACUUGGAUCUUAUGACAUGGUUGCAUAUUUGAUUGUGUAUUCUAGCCCUCUUGAUAUAAAGGAGGGAAUUAAGUGACUUAUUUGACCAGGCCAGUCCAUUCUUGUGUCCAGCCAGUUCAAUAAUGGUGAUGAAAGACAUAAAUGAUAGUUAAUAUUAUUUCUGAUGUUAACUGUGUUUGUAUCCUCAGCUACUGAGAUUCAAAAUAUUCAGGUAUGAAAAUAUACAUUAGAACUUGACAGAUCCGAAAAGGCAGGAUUGCAAGCAUAAAACUUGUAAUAAUAAACUUGUAACUGCUUUCAUUUGAAGUGGGAAAAGUUAAGUGGGAAUUGGAUAAAAAGCCACAAAGUUAAGUUCAAAAAAUUCCAAGUUGAUUCAUUGUGUCAGCAACUUGCUCCAAGGUUUAAAACAGCACUUCAGUCUUAUCAAAGGUUACUUGGUUCCCAAUCUCCUUUGCAGCCAUUAUUAGAUUAGUGGAGGAGGAGUGUUACAUAUGAUGACCCUAAUAACUGCUGCAAAGGAGACUUCUUGGUUCCGCGAGACAAAAAAUGAACUCAGGCAGUUAUUAAAGCUUUCGUCUGUGUUGAUGAAAGUUAAGGUGGCCUGAACCUAUUUAUAUGCACGUUAGUUAUGUUUUUGAAUCAUGUUUUUCGGCAGGAAUGGUUAAACCGAUUUCCAUGAUUUUUGGCAGCCUUAAUAAAGAAUGGUCGAAUUUUAAGAAAAUGUUUUUUAUUUUCUUGUAGGUGUAAAAACGUCUGAGAUAUCAGCAUAUGUUUAAAACAGCAUUUUUACAAAAAAUGUCAGUAAUUUCGAAACCCUAAGACAGAUUUUUUUCCAACUUCAGCAAAUAAGCCUCAGAACCCUCAUGUUUUAUAACUGCAAGUUUGAAAUCAAUCGUGACCGUAGAACUUGCUGCACAAAUAGCUGGUCAAAUUUAACCUUAAAAUGCAACGCUAACGAACUGUUCAUAUUUGUGAAAGCUGACGGAUGAAUGGAGGGAAACUACCGGCGGACUAUCUCCUAUCUGAAAGGGUACUCUUGCCCAAAGCUUCAGUUGCAAGAAACUGAGUAAUCAGAAACAUAGGGCGAAUACAGUUCACAAUACCAGAAGAACAACUCUCUUUUCGAAACCUAUCUUAACAAAGCAAAUUAUAUUAUCUAUGAAAAACUCUCAAGAGUUUUUAGCGUUGUAGGUUUCUGUUUUCAGGAGAAAUAAAGCCACCAACUCCAGUACUUCUAACUGUCCAGUUUUCAGCUGCACUGAAAGCCCUUGUACUUGGUAAUUUAUUCAAGGUUUUAAGACUUGAUUCACUCGGGAAGUUUGCCACUUGGGGAUAAAGAUGAAGAAAAUAUGACAAUCGUCUUAUUCUUUUCAUUAUCCCCAAUGGCAAAAUGCCUGUGCGAAUGUGACGGCAAAUCUUUCAAACUUAAAAAAAAUAAAUUACCUAAUACAAGGGUUUUUGUGGCAGCUGAAAAUAGAUUGGUUGCAGUACUGGAGUUGGUGGCUUUAUUUUGCCUCAAGACGGGAACCUUCAGUGCUAAAAACUGGUAGGAGAUUUCCGUAGCUGUUAUAUCGUGCUUUGUUGAGAUUUUUUGCGAAAAGAGAAGGGAAAAUACACAGUAACUUUGAAAAAUAGAAGUUAUUUCACCUUUCCCUGCAUAUUUCAGGAUUAAGUUGUUCUUCUUAUGUAUUGCGAACUGUAUUCGCUGUAGUUUUCUGAUUACUCAAUUUCUUGCAACUGAAGCUUUGGGCAAGAAUACCCUUGCAGAUAGGAGAUAGUCCGUCGGCAGUUGUCCUCUAUUUGUGUGUCAACUUUCACAAAUGUGUUAGCGUUGCAUUUUAAGGUUAAAUUUGACAAGCUAUUUGUGCAGCUAGUUCUACGGUCACGAUUGACUUCAAACUUGCAUAUAUAAAACUAGAGAGCUCUGAGGCUUAUUUGCUGAAGUUAGAGAAAAAUCUGUUUUAGGGUUUUGAAAUUAUUGACAUUUUUUGCAAAAAUGCAGUUUUCAACAUAUGCUGAUAUCUCAAACGUUUUUACACCUAUCAGAAAAUAAAUUUUCUUAAAGUUCUUUUUUAAGGAUGCUGAAAAUCAUAGAAGUCAGUUUAAUGGUCUUAAAUCAUUCCUGCUGAAAAACCCAAUUCAAAAACAUAACCAACGCGAAAAUAAAUAGGUUCGGACCACCAUAUAGGUCUUUAACAAUGCUGUAACAAUCAUUUUAGUCCCUAGGUUUACAACAUGUGCAGUAUUUCUGUAUUUCUUUUUUAGAUAGCAGAAGGAGAUGUUUGUCGUGGUAUAAAGAUACCAAUCUACAUGAUAUUUCCCCGCUUAUUCACUUGUCCUACCUUAGCCACUGCAAACUUUAAAAUUGGUGAGUAUAAUGCACCUAUCAAUGUAAACCCCGUGGGGGGGGGGGGAGUGCAGGCAAGGGGUGGGUAUUUGACAAAUUUUAAAAGUUUUUGAUCAAAUUCCCUAGGGUGGGAAACGAAAGGUCAAUCAAAAGUGUCAAAAAAGCCCCCACCCCAGGGGAAAAAUCUAAACAAACAAUACUAUAAUACUAUAUAAAACGAAUAAAAGAACAUUUCAAAAGUACGUUCUUACUACUUUUAUUUAAGGUUAACGUAAGUUCCGUUAAAUUACUCGCUGUAAUUAAGUAUUUUCUCUCUCCACUAGCAUCUCUUAUUUUGAACAACAUAAUCACUCCAGGAAGAUUGACCAUGCUAUUAUAUUAAUGAAACGUAAAAUGCUUUAUAACAUCUGCUCAACAUGUCGGAACAGGUCGGAUCAGUGACCCGUAAAAAAUCCUCUGACUUUCAUGGUAAAAUUCGAUUUCAAUCGAGGUUUACAAUCAGAUGGGAACUUGAAGAUAAAAACUUUCUCAAAAUAGACAUUGUCUGUUUAGAUGACAGUGUAAAGUAUCGGAUUAUGGCGAUUAAAACAAAUGAAAACUUCAUACCUUUCUCCAACAGCGUGACUUUCAGAAAGCCUUGAGGGACGGACUUGGUAACCGCUUGUGAAUUGAUACCAGGCUUCUAUCUGUCAAAGUCAAAUGUCCCGACCCCGGGGUCGCUUCACACGAUCAAAAGCCUGACAGGGGGAUAGUCUCAGGCAUCAAAUCCCCUCCCCUUGCUCGCACUCCCCCCCCACAGGAUUUACAUUGAUAGGUGCAUAACUUUUAUGAAACAGAGUCAUUGUAUGUCAAGUGUCAAUAUGUGGGCACAAUGUUGCCUAAUCCCUGUAUGACAUUUUCCAUGACUUUCUUGGUCAAUCCAUUUCAGUGAUGUAUCCGAGGCGAAUGCACAUUGACUGGGUGGAAUAAUGAAGCCUAGGGACUAGGCAAGGCACUAUGGUUGCUGGGAGGCGAAGCUAUGUUGUCUUACUAUUUUUGUAUUUCAGAGUUUGAGGUGAAUGUGGUGAUUGUUCUUCAAGAUGAUCAUCUUAUCACAGAAAACUUUCCCAUCAAAGUUAUUAGGUGCUAGCACA